AUGGCAGACGAUAAUGAAAAAGUGUCUGUGGAUCAGUAUGGAAGAAAAAAGUGGGAUAUAGAAGCGUAUGCUGCAGAAUCGAAGCGUAGGAAGAAAAAUAACGACAAAAAAGAGGUAGCUGGACCACGAAUAGAAACAGAUAAAUCAGAAUCAUAUUUAAAUCAUAGACAAGAUGUAUACCUUCAACUGACCAGGGCAGUUAACAAGUUUACUAUUGUCAAUCCCUUGGCUAACUACGGCAAACAGAAAAAGUUUGGUUUCUUAUGUCCAAUCUGUGAUUUGAGUUAUCGUGAUAAUUUGGGGUUGAUUAACCAUCUCAAUUCACCUCAACAUUUGAACAAAGUAAAGGCUGAAACAAAGUUCGAAGGUGACGAGGAGCGUCCCGAGAUCGACGGAGUAAAGCGUGCUACUGUGGAGGAAGUAAGAGCUACAAUUGAAAAGUUGGUUCAACAGCAACUUGCAGCCGAUGAGCCGCAACAAACUCUUGAAGACAGAAUAGAAAAAAGACGACAGUUUGAAGAAAAACAAGUGAAAAAGAGGCGAGAUAAGCGUCGUGAAAGGAAGAGAAAGAAAUCCGUUUCCGAAGACGACGAAAUACUGGCAACUAUGGGGUUUGGAAAGUUUGGGUGA
This is a messenger RNA of Meyerozyma guilliermondii ATCC 6260, 630 nucleotides long. RefSeq names its product U4/U6-U5 snRNP complex subunit. Gene Ontology annotation, biological process: mRNA splicing, via spliceosome. Gene Ontology annotation, cellular component: U4/U6 x U5 tri-snRNP complex; spliceosomal complex. The transcript has a single exon. Bases 1 to 630 code for a protein of 209 amino acids. The record is from RefSeq and is a predicted model, not a curated record. Lineage: Eukaryota; Fungi; Ascomycota; Pichiomycetes; Serinales; Debaryomycetaceae.